ACUUGAAGACAAGUUUCCCCUCUGUUUCUGUUCCUUAAGAACUUGAGGGAACAAAAGAGAAUGCUUCUCAUUAAUUAUCUGUGUUCUGUCUCAUGAAUCUUGUUCCUGAGACAGAACACAGUACCUGUUCCUUUACAUUUUCAGGGCCUGUAAAUAACAAACGUCUGAAACGUCUAAACAAUGCACAGGAAUAUUGGCAAACUUCUUAAAAUUAUGCCUUUUAGAGUGUCAUUUGUGCAGCACAUUUAAAUAAUUUCUAGUUUUCUCAAACUUGCAAAUCAGUGACUUCAUUGCCUAAGAAUACCUGCAAAAAGACAAAAGUUCACGUGUGUCAUUCUGCUUUCGUCCUGCACCGUAUCUACAAGCUGGUAACACGCACAUACCGGUUCAACAAUCGUCACCUUUAUAUCAUUAUAGUGAUCCACUGUCACGCGCAUCUUUAUGGUAGCUCGACUGAAACAAAUGGGCCUUUUAUGCGCCCGUCAUUAAAACGUGAUCAUCGCCGGAUGAGCACUAAACAAAUUGAUUUAAUAUCCACCGUAACCUUGUACACAGUCUUUAAAGAAAUUAAUACAUCCAAAUGAAUUAACGCUUCAUUUGUUCAAACGCACCACGGUUAGCCAAUUAAAAAUUCAUGCAGUGAUUAGAGGUUUGUGAAAUAUACAUGAUAUCGUUAAAUUUGCAUACUAAAUUAAGGCAUUGUGCCGUGUUGCACAACAACCUUUGUGAGAAAGGUCUUUGCGGUGUCUUGCCUUUGCAUCAAUGUCAAUAUUAACUCUAAUGCAUUGGCAGUAACGUGACGUGCUUUUGAAGUCAGCUUUGGGCAUGCAAAAUAACACGAUUUCUUCUGUGUAGCCCCUAUCGCCGGACUGGCCUGCGGGCAAACGCCAUUUUACAUACGAGAGAUCAGUAUCUUUAGAAGUCAUUUCCAGCUUACAUGGCUGACACGGCAAGGCUGCUCUACGGCCUGAAAGUCAUGACAGUCUUGUAAAUGUUGCAGAAGAUCUCUGUAGCUUUCUGUGUCUCAGGCUAUUUGGGAGAUCUGGUCCGAGAGACCUUAAGAAUAGGCAACGGCCAGUACAAGGAAAUACCUGUAUAUAUACGUAUACAAAUUAAAUUAAAUGUACACCAGUCCUACUUAACAAACUGCCAAAAUGUGUCUGACUCAUUCUGACUUGGCGUUUCCAAACGAAAAUGGCCUGCUAUUUGAAAAAAGACAUUAAGGAAAUAAGAAAAAUAUGAUAUGAUUUGUCAUGAGCCUCAUCAUUUAUAGCACAUACUUUACAUAGUCAAAACCUUUGGUAGCAAAAAAAACAAACCCAAACGACAAAACUAAAAUAAACCCAAACAGCUUUAUCAGCACACGUGGUUCACAUAGCUUUGAUUUCUUUUAUUGAAACGCAGUUUUAUUCCGGUGAAUACGCAUGCGCGGUUGAUCCACAGGUGUAGAGCCCUUUGCCGUCCUCAUAUUCGUGCUCGUCCGGGCCAGAGGGGAGAAGAGAAGAGGAUAGGACGGGAGGAGAUGAGAACAGAAGAGGGAGAGGGGGAGAAGGAGAGGCGAGAGUCACUUGCGCUCGAAGCGGGCCCGUUAUCUGUCAGGCUGCACCGUUCCAUGUCUCGCGAGAGAAGGCGCGCUUGCUUGACGAGAUCUGAAGGGCUCAGGUGUUAGAGCACUUCCCAUCCCUCGCGCUGCCGAGCGGCAGACAGACACGCGCGACCAAGAGACUGCAGGCAUCUCCGCUGCAUCUCGUGGGCUUGAAGCUGCGCAUCAUUACCGCCGGACACACACACUUACACACACAUACCCACACACCAAAAGGGGAUUUGUUUAUUCGACUUGUUUUUUUUUCUCGACAGUUCCUUUGCUGUUGUUGUUUUCUUCCCUCGACUCUCGGGCACUUUAUCUAUUUGAUUUUGAAGAGAAGAAGCUCGCAAACAUGAUGUCCAUGAACAGCAAACAGGCGCAUUUCGCCAUGCAUCCGAGCUUACCGGAGCACAAGUACACAACUCUGCAUUCCAGCUCAGAAGCCAUCCGAAGAGCAUGUCUGCAAGCUCCACAGCUGCAGAGUAACAUAUUUGCAAGUCUGGAUGAGACUCUGCUGGCCCGCGCCGAAGCUUUGGCGGCCGUGGAUAUCGCGGUGUCUCAGGGCAAGACUCACCCGUUCAAGCCGGACGCGACCUACCACACCAUGAACAGCGUGGGAUGCUCUAACUCCACCGUGCCACUGGCCCAUCACCAUCACCACCACCACCAUCCCCACCAGAACCUGGAACCUCCGGACCUCAUGGACCAUAUCACUUCCCAGUCGCUCUCCCUCAUGAGCAGCGCACACGACGGGGCCGGAGGCGGUGGUGGUGGGGGCGGCGGGGGUCUGAUCUCCACCUCGGCUCACCCACACUCGCACAUGCAUGGCUUGAGCCACCUCUCUCACCAGGCUAUGAACAUGAAUUCGCCCCUAACACAUCACGGGCUCUUGCCCGGACACGGACACCAUGGCGGUGGUCAGGGCGGACUCAAUAACAAUGGACUGCCCUCAAUCACUGACUCGGACACAGACCCAAGGGAGCUAGAGGCUUUUGCUGAGCGUUUCAAACAGAGACGGAUCAAGCUCGGGGUUACCCAGGCGGACGUUGGCGGUGCCCUAGCUAACCUGAAAAUUCCCGGUGUGGGCUCGCUAAGCCAAAGUACCAUUUGUCGAUUCGAAUCGUUAACUCUGUCGCAUAACAACAUGAUCGCGCUCAAACCCAUUCUUCAGGCGUGGCUGGAGGAGGCCGAGGGUGCCCAGAGAGAUAAAAUGAACAAACCCGACCUUUUCAAUGGAAGCGAGAAGAAGCGAAAGCGAACGUCGAUAGCAGCGCCAGAGAAACGUUCUUUGGAGGCUUACUUUGCCGUACAACCUCGACCGUCCUCUGAGAAAAUAGCGGCGAUAGCAGAAAAGUUGGACCUGAAAAAGAACGUAGUGCGGGUAUGGUUUUGUAACCAAAGACAAAAACAGAAGCGGUUGAAAUUUUCGGCUACGCACUGAUGGACGCACACGUGUUGUUUGGACUGAAUUUGGGGACCAAGGAACAUACACACAAACAUCGUUUUCGGUCUGCUUUUGACGCGGAAGAUUUUCAAAGCGGUGUGGCUACAGACAAAUAUGAUUCUUACUCGGUUUUGUGAGGUUUGAUAAUCCCACCGAUUUAUUUUCACGAAACUGGUGAAUGUGAAGUAUGCAAAUAACAGGUAAUUCAGACCAACUAAUUUCACAGUUGCUCUGAUGAUACAAAAACAGUCCUAGUGUUCUCUGCCUUUUGGAGAAAAAAAAGAUUGCGAAACUAAAUGAAGUUAAGCUUUACUUUUAUCGAGUUACUUUUUUCCAGUAACACUUAUUUUAAAAAUAUCAAAACAGCCAUGGAAGGAUUACCUCAUUGUUUAGCGCUAUGUUGUUUUACUGAUUUAUGUAUUUAUUUAUUUAUCUAUUUAUUUACUUAAAUAUUUAUGUAUUUAUUUAUCUGUUUGUAAAAGUGUUCAGAUGUUACCGAGUUUGGAUAUGCCCAAAAGCAGACUCCAUAAUAUCAGUCUUAACCAAUUAUCAACGAGUUCUCUCAUUUCGUGUUCCAAAGGUCUGUCUAACUGGAGGAUAUUAAAAUGAAAAAAAAAAAGGCACGGCAGGAGAGAUAGAUUAUGAGUCCCUUUUCACCUCAGAGGGCAAACUGAAGUUGGCCAUCACCACACGUGUUUAUUUUGAAUCUGCACUGAAAUUUGCUGUUGUUUAGAUUGGUUAGAUUAUAUUAGAACAAUUUUUGUAUAUAUACAAACGAAAACACUUGCUCUCAGAGCUAUAAGACGAGUCCAAAUUUUCUUUCAUCCAAAAAGAUUUCAAUAUUUUGUUGUCAUUGGCGUUUGUUGCCCAACGAAAAUGUCCAAUGAUGGAAAUAUUUAACACUCGCAUGAUUCAGACAAUAUACUUUACGUUCAGACGGAAAAAUGUAUUCUGGAAGAUAAAAAAAGAGAAUCUUUAUUUCUUUUGUAUAUUUUGGUUUGCAGUGCAAACAUUCUAUGCAUUUACAAAAAAAAAGCACUACAUAGAGUAUCUACUGGUAGGCCUUUGUGGAUGGUGUAAAAUCACUGUUAAAUGCCUGUUUUCACACAUUGACACAACGUUGUUUGUCGUGUUAAUUGUUAAAAGAAAAAAAAGACUAAAGAAAAAAGUUUGUGUAAGUAAUAAUUUAUUUUGUGCACACGUAUGUUUACAACGAGGCCACAUGUGUGUCACACUUUCAUACCUGUGCACCCAUCCGUUCGUGGAGCUGUCUCCUCUGUUGUCCUCUCCUUCAGUUUUACGUUCACUCACUCCAUCUUCUGUCCAUCAUUCUGUAAGCCAAAUCCAAGCAGAGGGGUCUGAGUUCCUAGUGAUCUUCUAAAUAAAUGAACGAAAAGGAAAAAAAA
Messenger RNA from Clupea harengus (Atlantic herring), 4435 nucleotides. It is a transcript of the gene pou4f1, whose product is annotated as POU class 4 homeobox 1. The record is from RefSeq and is a predicted model, not a curated record. Gene Ontology annotation, molecular function: DNA-binding transcription factor activity, RNA polymerase II-specific; RNA polymerase II cis-regulatory region sequence-specific DNA binding. Lineage: Eukaryota; Metazoa; Chordata; Actinopteri; Clupeiformes; Clupeidae. Gene Ontology annotation, biological process: regulation of transcription by RNA polymerase II.